AUGGGAGUGAGCGAGCCUUGUCUUGGUGUUUGUAUUUGUGUUUAAAAUCAGAGGUGGUGCAUGGAUGAAGUUACAGCUGUAGAGCUCUUUUGAAUUUCCUGGCUUUUUUGUUAACCAGCCAUUAUCACUCUCUCUCUCUCUCGCGCCUCUCUCUCUCUUUCUCUCUUUCUCUCUUUCUCUCUCUCUGUCUCUCUUACACACUCACUCACUCACCCACACACGCCGUCUCUGUCUCACCCACACUCUCGCUCUCUCUCUCUCUCUCUCGCUCUAUCUCUCCCUCUCCCCCCGUCAGGUGUGAGUUCGCCAGGGAGGGGGGGCACCCUGUCGGAGGAGUCGUUCCAGUGUUCUAUCUGCCUGGAGGUAUUCGUGGAGCCCGUCUCUACCCCCUGCGGACACAGCUUCUGCAAGGCCUGUCUGCAGGUAUCACAUUUACUUUAUAAAGCCCAUUUUACAUCAGCAAUUGUCACAAAGUACUUUGCAGUUACCUGGUCUAGACCCCAAAGAGCAGGAAAAGCAGAAGCAAAAGUUGAGUGGCUAGGAAAAACUAGAGCUCUAGAGAGGAACCCGGCUCUGAGGGAUGGCUAAAACUGAUGCUGUGAUUCCAACCCCUCGUGGGUGGAUGUGUUUGUUUCAUGGACUGUAAGGAAAAUAGAUCAAUAACCUUCUUCUUCUGCUGCUCUUUCUCCUCAGGGCUACUGGGACCACAGCAAGAAGUUCCUGUGCCCCAUGUGUAAGAAGAGCUAUAGCCGGAGGCCGGAACUUAGCAUCAACCGGGUACUAGCCGAAAUCGCUGCCCACUUCCAGGGCCUCGAAAUAGGUGUGGUUUCACCGAACACAAAGGGGGGUGCGGUGGCUGGGAGUCCGGUGGCGGGUCACAGGGUUCACGGAGAGUCACCAGCAGCUGCGGCGGAGGGUGGAGAGUUUGCCCGGGCAGGCGAGGUGCCGUGCGAUGCGUGCAUCGGGAGGAAGAUGAGGGCCCUGAAGUCGUGUCUCAACUGUCCUGGGUCAUUCUGUGAGGCGCAUCUCCGACAUCAUAAGUGAGAAAUUACACAAAUCUUUUACUUCUUCUCUUUCCUUUCACGUUUUAUGUAAAUCUAACUGUGAGGUUUAGAUAAACAUCCCGUGUUGUGUUUCUUACCUCUGGAGUCCUUGGAAUUCCAAAAAAGGAAAGGUGAUAAAAAAACCUUGCAGCAGUAAUUUAUGGGAGUCACCUUUCUUUGUUUGGAAUACCAAGGACUACAUGACUAUGCCCAGAAAAGCACAUGAUUCCUUUGGUACCGCCAGCACACCUAACCUAAACUUAACCUAAACACAGGAAGGUGAAGUCUCUGAUGUCUCACCGCCUCGUGGAGCCUGUGCAUCACCUGGAGGAGAAGAUCUGUAAGAAGCAUGAGCGCCUGCUGGAGGUCUACUGCCGCAACGACCACGGCUGUGUCUGUAUCACCUGUGCCGAGGCCACCCACAAGACUCACGAGAUCGUCUCUGUCGACCGCGAGUGGAAGAAAAAGAUGGUGAGUCCAGGGGAGAACAGGGUGGUAGGGCGGAUGGGGACAGUAGGCAGAUAGAAAGGCAGGCUUUAGCUCAGCGGGCUUACAUUUUAGCUGAUGAGAUUGUUUCUCUCGCAGUCUUAUGGUGCUCUGGAGACCAUCGUGGGUCAAAAUUGCAUUGAUAGAGUAAUGCCCAAAGUAAAAGUUAUAUUAUAAACUGGGACGUUCAAGCCCUGAAUGCUGAUUGGCUGACAGCCGUGGUAUAUCAGACCGUAUACCAUGGGUAUGACAAAACAUUUAUUUUUACUGCUCUAAUUACAUUGGUAACCAGUUUAUAAUAGCAAUAAGGCACCUCGGGAUUUGUGGUAUAUGGCCAAUAUACCACUGCUAAGAGCUGUAUCCAGGCACUCUGCGUUGCGUCGUGCUUAAGAACAGCCCUUAGCCAUGGUAUAUUGGCCAUAUACCAACCCCCCUCGUGCCUUAUUGCUUAAUUAUACAACUGUUUAUAGCCCAUAGACUACUCCAUACCAGCUUACAUCUUUACAUGUGAAUCUUUUUUUGGUAAAAAUUGGGAAAUUAAGUCCAGUAAACCUGCCUUAUGUGUAUAAUGUAGAGUAUUAAACAGUAUCUCUUGGAUCUGGGUGCUGAUCUAGGGUCGAUGCAAUCUUAUGAUUUAAUAGACAAAACUGACCCCAGAUUAGCUACCAUGAGAUGCUUUAUGAAUAUGAACCCUGCCCUCACACAGAAUUAUUUGGGCAAGAGGAGGUCGGAGCUGAAACACCUGAUCAAGGAGCGGGCCAAGAAGCUGGAGGAGAUCAAACAGUCCAUACGGGUCAUCAAAGUGAGUCCCUUGUAUAAAUGGUGUUGUCAUCAAAAUGCGUCAACUUUGUAUUUUGUGUUGUUUGGUUAAGUGAGUGUGAGCUGGGUUGUGUUCAUUAGGGCAAAGCAUAGCAAAACAACAAUAGUACAUUGUACAGCAGGGGCAGGCCUCUAGAUUCAGCCGCAGGCCGAUUUUUGUCAGAGCGAAUGGUCGGUGGCCAAAACAUAAUUAUAAUAAUUUGUACACUGCAAAUUUACCACAACUAAGCCCAAAAAGAGAUUGAAUUUGAAAAUAACAAUAAUUGCAUACCUUGAUUACAGUGGGGAGAACAAGUAUUUGAUACAGUGCCGAUUUUGCAGGUUUUCCUACUUACAAAGCAUGUAGAGGUCUGUAAUUUAUCAUAGGUACACUUCAACUGUGAGAGACGGAAUCUAAAACAAAAAUCCAGAAAAUCACAUUGUAUGAUUUUUAAGUAAUUAAUUUGCAUUUUAUUGCAUGACAUAAGUAUUUGAUCACCUACCAACCAGUAAGAAUUCCGGCUCUCACAGACCUGUUAGUUUUUCUUUAAGAAGCCCUCCUGUUCUCCACUCAUUACCUGUAUUAACUGCACCUGUUUGAACUUGUUACCUGUAUAAAAGACACCUGUCCACACACUCAAUCAAAACAGACUCCAACCUCUCCACAAUGGCCAAGACCAGAGAGCUGUGUAACGACAUCAGGGAUAAAAUUGUAGACCUGCACAAGGCUGGGAUGGGCUACAGGACAAUAGGCAAGCAGUUUGGUGAGAAGGCAACAACUGUUGGCGCAAUUAUUUGAAAAUGGAAGAAGUUCAAGAUGACGGUCAAUCAACCUCGGUCUGGGGUCUCCAUGCAAGAUCUCACCUCGUGGGGCAUCAAUGAUCAUGAGGAAGGUGAGGGAUCGGCCCAUAACUACACGGCAGGACCUGGUCAAUGACCUGAAGAGAGCUGGGACCACAGUCUCAAUGAAAACCAUUAGUAACACACUAUGCCGUCAUGGAUUAAACUCCUGCAGCGCACGCAAGGUCCCCCUGCUCAAGCCAGCGCAUGUCCAGGCCCGUCUGAAGUUUGCCAAUGACCAUCUGGAUGAUCCAGAGGAGGAAUGGGAGAAGGUCAUGUGGUCUGAUGAGACAAAAAUAGAGCUUUUUGGUCUAAACUCCACUCGCCGUGUUUGGAGGAAGAAGAAGGAUGAGUACAACCCCAAGAACACCAUCCCAACCGUGAAGCAUGGAGGUGGAAAAUUCAUUCUUUGGGGAUGCUUUUCUGCAAAGGGGACAGGACGACUGCACCGUAUUGAGGGGAGGAUGGAUGGGGCCAUGUAUCGCGAGAUCUUGGCCAACAACCUCCUUCCCUCAGUAAGAGCAUUGAAGAUGGGUCGUGGCUGGGUCUUCCAGCAUAACAACCCGAAACACACAGCCAGGGCAACUAAGGAGUGGCUCCGUAAGAAGCAUCUCAAGGUCCUGGAGUGGCCUAGCCAGUCUCCAGACCUGAACCCAAUAGAAAAUCUUUGGAGGGAGCUGAAAGUCCGUGUUGCCCAGCGACAGCCCUGAAACCUGAAGGAUCUGGAGAAGGUUUGUAUGGAGGAGUGGGCCAAAAUCCCUGCUGCAGUGUGUGCAAACCUGGUCAAGACUUACAGGAAACGUAUGAUCUCUGUAAUUGCAAACAAAGGUUUCUGUACCAAAUAUUAAGUUCUGCUUUUCUGAUGUAUCAAAUACUUAUGUCAUGCAAUAAAAUGCAAAUUAAUUACUUAAAAAUCAUACAAUGUGAUUUUCUGGAUUUUUGUUUUAGAUUCCGUCUCUCACAGUUGAAGUGUACCUAUGAUAAAAAUUACAGACCUCUACAUGCUUUGUAAGUAGGAAAACCUGCAAAAUCGGCACUGUAUCAAAUACUUGUUCUCCCCACUGUAUAUUAUCACGUCUUUCUUUUUUUUAUCAGUGGGAAUACUUGGGAACAGAUUUCCCAAAAAAAUAAAUGAAAAAUGCGGAUUUCCUGCAGAUUUUUUGUCGUUUUUUCACCUAAAACUAAAAACAUUAAAAUAAAACAUGUAUCACACUGUUGCUGACCUCUGUUUUACAGUAGGCUAUGGUUGAUUGUCAUACUGCCUCUUGACCCUGGCUUUUUGUUUUUUACUUCUGUAAAAUAAAUAUUGAUGUUGAUCGAACAUAUGGAUGAAUAAGUUACAUAGUCCCAUCACUCCAUAGUGUCCCAUACAAUACAGUGUCCCCAUAUAACACAGUGUCCCUACAGUAGUUUGCCAUAGAAAUCAUUCUUUGGUUGUUUUUCUCCCAUAUUUGUAAUGGCUCUAGUCCACCCCCUAGGCCUAGGCAGACUAACCGGUGUGGCCAGUGCAAACAUUUACCUGUGUUCCCACACCCUGUUUUUACCCUUUUAUCCUUACCUACAACCUCCUGGAAACUCCCUUUGCAGAUUAAAGAUGUUAGUAUGAUAGAAUUACUGUGUGAGACAAUCCGGGAUAUAAACAAAACAAAAUGGCCACCCCACCACUUGUUUAGGUAAACAGCUGAGAGAUAGGGCUGUAGGAAUGUAACCACUUUGAAAUUCAUAAGCAGUCCUGGUUAUUUACCAAGUCAGCCUAGGUUCACAGCUACACUGGUCAACAAGUUCCCUGGUCAGAUAUUGACUGUAAAUAGAGCGCAGUGCGACUGUGGUCCGCUUGAGCCGUGUUUAAAAAUACAAUGAGGAUGAGGUUACAGAGGGAGUGGAUAUCUUGGUGGGUGACUUUCUGACUUAGAGAAAGGGAGAGAGAGAGAGGGAGAGAGGGAGACAGAAAGGGAGAGAGUUUUUUUCAUAGGUUUUGAUUUCCAAUGCUCUCAUAAUCUUUCAAUAUCCUCAUGUCCUCAAAUGUCUACAACUAGGCAAUAUUAUACUCUUUUCAUAUUUUAUCACAUGAACAUGUGACGUGUGAGAUAGAAAGGAAACAUAACAAAACAUGUACUGUUUCCUUCAACUCAAGCAGGUAGAUAUUUGCCUGUGGGACUGUGGUCCGCUUGAGCCGUGUUUAAAAAUACAAUGAGGAUGAGGUUACAGAGGGAGUGGAUAUCUUGGUGGGUGACUUUCUGACUUAGAGAAAGGGAGAGAGAGAGAGGGAGAGAGGGAGACAGAGAGGGAGAGAGUUUUUUCAUAGGUUUUGAUUUCCAAUGCUCUCAUAAUCUUUCAAUAUCCUCAUGUCCUCAAAUGUCUACAACUAGGCAAUAUUAUACUCUUUUCAUAUUUUAUCACAUGAACAUGUGACGUGUGAGAUAGAAAGGAAACAUAACAAAACACGUACUGUUUCCUUCAACUCAAGCAGGUAGAUAUUUGCCUGUGGGACUGUGGUCCGCUUGAGCCGUGUUUAAAAAUACAAUGAGGAUGAGGUUACAGAGGGAGUGGAUAUCUUGGUGGGUGACUUUCUGACUUAGAGAAAGGGAGAGAGAGAGAGGGAGAGAGGGAGACAGAGAGGGAGAGAGUUUUUUCAUAGGUUUUGAUUUCCAAUGCUCUCAUAAUCUUUCAAUAUCCUCAUGUCCUCAAAUGUCUACAACUAGGCAAUAUUAUACUCUUUUCAUAUUUUAUCACAUGAACUUGUGACGUGUGAGAUGGAAAGGAAACAUAACAAAACACGUACUGUUUCCUUCAACUCAAGCAGGUAGAUAUUUGCCUGUGGGACUGUGGUCCGCUUGAGCCGUGUUUAAAAAUACAAUGAGGAUGAGGUUACAGAGGGAGUGGAUAUCUUGGUGGGUGACUUUCUGACUUAGAGAAAGGGAGAGAGGGAGACAGAGAGGGAGAGAGUUUUUUCAUAGGUUUUGAUUUCCAAUGCUAUCAUAAUCUUUCAAUAUCCUCAUGUCCUCAAAUGUCUACAACUAGGCAAUAUUAUACUCUUUUCAUAUUUUAUCACAUGAACUUGUGACGUGUGAGAUGGAAAGGAAACAUAACAAAACACGUACUGUUUCCUUCAACUCAAGCAGGUAGAUAUUUGCCUGUGGGACUGUGGUCCGCUUGAGCCGUGUUUAAAAAUACAAUGAGGAUGAGGUUACAGAGGGAGUGGAUAUCUUGGUGGGUGACUUUCUGACUUAGAGAAAGGGAGAGAGAGAGAGGGAGAGAGGGAGACAGAGAGGGAGAGAGUUUUUUCAUAGGUUUUGAUUUCCAAUGCUCUCAUAAUCUUUCAAUAUCCUCAUGUCCUCAAAUGUCUACAACUAGGCAAUAUUAUACUCUUUUCAUAUUUUAUCACAUGAACUUGUGACGUGUGAGAUGGAAAGGAAACAUAACAAAACACGUACUGUUUCCUUCAACUCAAGCAGGUAGAUAUUUGCCUGUGGGCUGAACGAUAGGACAGUCGGACCGGUUAGGCCAGUUGUGCUGCAUGCACUUUACAUCACUCAAACACAUACCUCAAGCUGGUGUGUGUUUUAACUCCACAACCUCUCUCCCAUAUCUCCCCAUUUUAAGAGCAGGGCCCAGAGGGAGUUGGGGGAGAGCUGCCAGCUGUAGCUGUACAUAGAUAUUGACGCUGCAGUAUGCUACUUUAUGUGCAGUAUGUCUCUAUAACCUAUUCCAUCUCUGACUGUUAAGCAGUGCUCAGAAGGAACUGGAGGAGAGCUGGCAGGUGUAGCUGUGUGUCUCUGCAGUAUGUCUCUGUGUCCCUAUAACCUCUUCUGCCAUCUCUAUGUGUCUUUAGAGCAGUUCUCAGAAGGAGCUAGAGGAGUGCUGGCAGGUGUAGCUGUGUGUCUCUGUACGCCACUUCAUCUCGGUUAACCCAGAACUAAAGUCUUGCGUAAUUGGUCAGAUGCUCGAUUAAGAAGACAUAGAGCGAGGAUCGGAACCAGAAUGAAGAGCUCUUCCCUCUCUCUUUGCAAGAAUGUCCCAUCCCCUUCCGAAAUUCGAAAGAUGCUAACAUCUGCGGAAUCUUGAUUUGUCCAAUGCACCGGAACUAAUGCGGCUCAUUAUCUCACGCAUCCCGUUGUAUCAUGACAAAUCAAUGGUACCAUUUAUGUUGACGUGAUCUGUCUACGAGAGAUUAUAUGCCACUAUAACCUCUCAGUAUGUCUAGCUAUAACCUCUACUAUGUCCACGUCUUUAGAGCAGUGCUCAGAAGGAGUUGGAGGAGAGCUGGCAGGUGUACGCGGAACUUCAGUGUCUAGUGGAGCAGAGCCAGGCUGAGCUGGUGGAGCUGAUCGCUACGAGGCAGCGCGAGGCUGAGAGGCAUGCCCAGGAGCUGGCCCGAGGUCUGGAGAGUGACCUGAGCCAUCUCAGGAAGAGGAGCGAAGAGUUGGAAGCCCUGGCACAGAACCAGGACAAAGUCAUCUUCCUCCAGGUAGGCUACCACACAACGAGGGGAUACACACACACACACACACACACACACACAUAAACACACAGAGAGAGAGAGACACACACUCUCUUAAACCCCUCCUCGUCCUCCCCUGCAGAGCCUGCCCGCCCUGGCACCCCUCCCGGAGCCCAUUGAUUGGUCAGGAGUGAGUGUGAACACUGACCUGUACCUGGGUACCAUCCAAUCAUCCGUCAGCACCCUCGUCGACAAGUUCCAGGAAGAACUCAAGAGGCUGUAUGGAAAAGGUGGGCAAAAUCUGGGGCAAAAUCUGCCAUUAUUACAUAGAGAAAAUCUUACCUUGUUUGCCAUGUACAGCAGUGCACUAUCUACAGCAUAAGGCGCUAUUAAAAAGUGGAGCAAUAUGCAGUACAAAGGUGUAAUUCCAAAGACAAACAUAGUCACUUGCUUCCUGUUGUGUGACCUCACUUCCUGUGUCCAAAUCCCAUCUCUCCAGGUACAAGUUACCCGUAGCCAUAAGCACUGAUCUAGGAUCAGCUUCCUUUCUCCAAAUCCUUACCUCAACUAUAGAGCAAAAAAAACACAAAACUGACUUUAGAUCAAUGUCUAGGUGCGACUCAAGCAGAGGUAUCUAGGUCAUUGGACUGGCACCUCUAUAUAGAGAGUGAGUCAUCAGAUGGGAUACAUAGUGAAGUACAGAAGAGGCCAAAGUUCAGCCAUCUGUCAGUAAUGAGAUGGCAACAACAGGCUGUCAGACUGAUACCCCCAGAGGCGGUGGGAUUAGCACUGUCUGUUUGCCUCCAAUCCCAACACGUGUCUGCUGUCUUUGACUCUCUGACUCCCUCUCUGACUAACUGUCUCUCUCUCUCUCUCUCUCUCUCUGUCUUUGACUGACUUUGACUCCCUCUCUCUGUCUCUGACUGUGUGUCUCUCUCUCCUCUACAGAGCUAAGGAAGCUGCAGAACUAUGCAAGUGAGUACAGUUAGAGUUCCCUUUUUCUCUUUUUAAAGAGUGGUGGGAAUUUGACUUGCAAGUUUGAUGAUUGGGAUAUAAAUACUCCUCUUGGAAACAACUUUGUGUUUUAGUCAACCUUAGAGGACAAUAACAAAGCAGAGGCUUUGUUGAUCCUCAGUUUUUCUGCUCUGUCUACUCUGCACCACAUGGUGGCAGCACUGGGUCAUCAUCACAGUUAGGAAGGAUACAAAACCAUAUAGUAUUAGUUGAAAGAAAGUGAUAUGUUGUUUACUCUAGGGUGAUUUACAUAGCUUUAAAAUGAACUCAGACUGGUUACAAUAGAACCGACACUCUUCUAAAUAAGACGUAUCCUGUUCUCAUUAGAAUCAAUGCUGUUCUCAAUGGAACCAGCACUGUUCUGAACACUCUUCUCUCUCUCUCUGCUCCUCCCCUCCAGGUGAGGUGUUCCUGGAUCCGGGAACGGCCCAGAGGAACCUGGUCCUGUCCGAGGACGGUCGCCAGGUGAUGUACGAGGAACGAAAGCACAACCAGUCAGAAGACACUCGCCGCUUCAACCCCGCCCUCUUCGUGCUCGCCUGCGAGUGCCUCUCCUCGGGACGCCAUUACUGGGAGGUCGAGGUGGGCCGCAAGACCGCCUGGACUGUGGGCGUGGUGCGAGCAUCGGCCCGCCGGAAGGGAGAGAUCAAGCUGAGCCCCGAUGGAGGGUACUGGUGCCUUUUUAUUAUGUUUUUUUUUUAUUAA
Coregonus sp. 'balchen' is the source of this 9327-nucleotide messenger RNA. The record is from the annotation of a GenBank genome assembly. NCBI's taxonomy places the organism in Eukaryota, Metazoa, Chordata, Actinopteri, Salmoniformes, Salmonidae.